Molecule: messenger RNA, 1125 nt
Organism: Aureobasidium namibiae CBS 147.97
Lineage: Eukaryota; Fungi; Ascomycota; Dothideomycetes; Dothideales; Saccotheciaceae
Product: protein prenylyltransferase
Exons: 3
Coding region: 1-1125 (374 amino acids)
Biological process (GO): protein geranylgeranylation
Cellular component (GO): cytoplasm; Rab-protein geranylgeranyltransferase complex
Molecular function (GO): Rab geranylgeranyltransferase activity
Source: RefSeq, a predicted model, not a curated record
AUGAGCCACGGCGUGCCCCGCGUCGCCGUCAGCGACAAGACGGACGCCGCUCGCAGAAAGGAGCUCAAGCAGAUUGGCGCAUACCAAGCCCUGAUCAAAGCCCAAGAGUACACAUCCGAGACGCUCGGCCUGACGUCUGCCCUGCUCACCCAAAACCCCGAAUACUAUACCGUCUGGAACCACCGCCGACUCGUCCUUCAACAUGUCUUUGCCAAAGAAGUCAACUCUCCGCCAGCUGAAGACGCCGAGUCGAAGCCCGCGCCCGGCCUGAAUCCAGCUCAACAUGAGAUCACCCUGUUGAUCCGUGAAGACCUGGCUUUCCUACUGCCCCUGCUCAAGCAAUUCCCCAAGUGCUACUGGGUCUGGAACCACCGCGCAUGGCUCUUGCAGCAGGCCUCGAAAUACCUUCCCGUCACAUCAGCAAAGAAGUUAUGGCAACAAGAGAUGGCCUUGGUCACAAAGAUGCUUACCUACGACUCGCGCAAUUUCCACGGUUGGAGCUACCGUAGGGAGGUCGUCAAGUCCAUCCAAGACCUCUCGGCCCAAGAGCUCCAAGACAAGAGUCAAGACGAACAACAGAGGGAAUCUGAACCGUCUAUGACCGAGUCCGAAUUUGCAUACACUACCAAGAUGAUCAAGACAAAUCUGUCAAACUUCUCUGCCUGGCACAACAGACUACAGCUCAUACCCAAACUCUUGAAGGAGAGAAACGCCGACUUUGCUGCUCGUAAGAAGCUUCUCGACGACGAGUUUGAACUCAUCAUCACUGCUCUCUACACAGACCCCUAUGAUCAAAGUCUGUGGUUCUACCAUAACUACCUCAUGACGAACCUGUCACUCAAAACAUCCUCAGACCUCAGGAUAGUCCCUAACUUGACAAAUCAGCAUCGCAUCGAGUAUUACGACACACAGCUUGAUCUACUGAAGGAUAUGCUAGAAGACACCAAGGACUGCAAGUGGAUCUACCUAGCUUUGGUGACAUACACUCCUGAAUAUCUCGAGAUUGAUGCGGGCAACAAGAAGGUUACCACUCUCGAGUUGACAGAAUGGCUAGAUCAACUAGAGCAACUAGAUCCUUUGCGCAAAGGCAGAUGGCUAGAUUUGAGAAAGUCGCUGAAUCUAUAA